Molecule: messenger RNA, 309 nt
Organism: Paramecium tetraurelia
Lineage: Eukaryota; Ciliophora; Oligohymenophorea; Peniculida; Parameciidae
Exons: 1
Source: RefSeq, a predicted model, not a curated record
AUGUUUGAAGCGAAAGAGUAUUUAAGAAAGAUGGAGAUCAUUGAGGUCCUCAAUAGAAAGCAAUAAGUAUCAACCAAAGAAUUGACUGUUAAGUUGACUAGAUAUGCUAAAUUUGGAUCUACUUGUGGAGUAAAUGACAAAGGAGAAUUGUUACUUUCUUUAAUUAAUGGUCCAGUCUUAUAGCAAUUAAGAUAUUAGUAAUAAGCUGACUAGCCAAGAUUAUAAACUUAAGGAUAACUAGAGUAGCUGUUAAAUGAACUAGUAAAAGGAGAUCAGGAGUAUUAAAAGGAUUAUAAUUGUUAAAACUGA